Molecule: messenger RNA, 1594 nt
Organism: Carassius auratus (goldfish)
Lineage: Eukaryota; Metazoa; Chordata; Actinopteri; Cypriniformes; Cyprinidae
Product: collagen alpha-2(VI) chain-like
Exons: 5
Coding region: 83-1594 (503 amino acids)
Source: RefSeq, a predicted model, not a curated record
UUCUGUCUGGAUGAUCAGCAGGCCGUGUGUUUGGUGUGUCGAGACUCCAAACUACACACCGACCACAGCUUCUGUCCAAUAGAUGAAGCCGUGCACAAUAACAAGGAGAAACUCAAAGCUGUACUGGAAAACUUACGGGAGAAGAUGGGAUUAUUUGAUAAUUUUAAACAGACGUUGGAUCAGACUGCUGAUAUUAAUAAGGUUCACACCGAAGAAGCAGAAGAGAAGAUCAAGAUGGAGUUCGAGGAGCUUCGAGAGAUUCUACGCAACGAAGAAGUGGUUAGGAAUAACAGUGCUGCGAGAGGAAGAGAAGCAGAAGAGUCAGAUGAUAAAGGAGAAGACUGGGAAGACCAGCAAACAGAUCGUAUCUCUCAAAUGUGCGAUCAGAGAUGUAGAGCAGCAGAUGAAGACUGAAGAUGAUUCAUUCCUGCAGAACUUUAAGAGCACAUUGCAAAGAUCCCAGUUCAGCCUGCCAGAUCCGGGGAAUGUUGCCGAUUUGCUGAUCAAUACCCAAGAAUACCUGAGUGACCUGAGGCUCACUGUGCUCCAGAAGAUUGACAGCUCCAGGGGGGAGCCCAGUGUGAGGGGGGCCCAGACUAACAGACGGGGCAAUUCCAGAGCGGGGCCCAGUGUCAGGGGGGACCCCACUUUCAGAGGAGGCCAGAAUUUCAGAGGGAACCCCAGCAUCAGGGGGGAUGCCAGUUUUAAGGAGGACCCUACUUCCAGAGGGGGACAACAUUUUAAAAGGGGGCACAACCCUAGAGGGGACCCCAGUUUCAGGGGUAGGCAAAAUUUUAAGGAGGACCACAGUAACAGAGGGGACCCGAGUUUCAGGGGUGGGCAAAAUUUUAAGGAGGACCACAGUAACAGAGGCGACCCCAGCUUCAGGGGGGGACACAAUUUUAGGGAGGACCCGAGUAACAGAGGGGACCCCAGCUUCAGGGGGGGACACAAUUUUAGGGAGGACCCGAGUAACAGAGGGGACCCCAGCUUCAGGGGGGGACACAAUUUUAGGGAGGACCCGAGUAACAGAGGGGACCCCAGCUUCAGGGGGGGACACAAUUUUAGGGAGGACCAGAGUAACAGAGGGGACCCCAGUUUCAGGGGUGGGCAAAAUUUUAGGGAGGACCCGAGUAACAGAGGGGACCCCAGCUUCAGGGGGGGACACAAUUUUAGGGAGGACCAGAGUAACAGAGGGGACCCCAGUUUCAGGGGUGGGCAAAAUUUUAAGGAGGACCACAGUAACAGAGGGGACCCCAGCUUCAGGGGGGGACACAAUUUUAGGGAGGACCCGAGUAACAGAGGGGACCCCAGCUUCAGGGGGGGACACAAUUUUAGGGAGGACCCGAGUAACAGAGGGGACCCCAGCUUCAGGGGGGGACACAAUUUUAGGGAGGACCCGAGUAACAGAGGGGACCCCAGCUUCAGGGGGGGACACAAUUUUAGGGAGGACCCGAGUAACAGAGGGGACCCCAGCUUCAGGGGGCCAAAGCUCCAGAGGGUGCAGAGGAGUUCUAGGGGGCCCCUUGAGGAGGUCACGUUAAGCUUAGCCAGCUGUACCCUCAACCAGCAAUACAACUAUACAAAUGAGUAA